AAAUCGAUUCAGUUGUAUGCAGGGAUAAUGCACUGGAGCCCAAGCCCGCAGGACGGAGAGUCUGCUGGGAGACUCGCAGUUUAAUCCCCUGGGCUCCUCCCUCCCUGCAGCAGGCCUGCCGGGGGCUUCUCUGCUCCCCGAGAGCUCUGGGCGGCGGAUCUGCUCUGCUCUCUGCCCUGUGGCAGGAGGAAGCUUGGCUCUGCAUCUCCUAUGAGGCUGCUUCCAGCUCUGUAAUGUUUUCCGGUCCCAUGAGAUGGAAAUUGACCAGGGCCUGCUGGAGUCGCUCCCCCUGGGCCAGCGGCAGCGGCUGGUAAGGCGGAUGCGGGGAGCCCAGGUCCGGGGCUACUACGAGCGGGAGAAGGCUCAGCAGAGGCAGCAGGACCCGGACGGCGCCCCGCGCUCGCUCAGGCCUGGCCAGACCCUCAAGGUCCGCUUCCACCUGGCUGACAUGCUGCAGGACGCCAUCGCCCGCCAGGACAACAAGGAAGCUCUGCAGCUGCUGAAGGAGGGGGCCGACCCGCUGACCCCCACCUGCUCCGGUGGCUCCCUGCUGCACCUGUGCGCUCGCUCCGACAACGCCUUCAUGGCCGAGGUCCUGAUUGACCGCGGGCUCGGUGUGGACCAGCAGGACGAAGAUUUCUGGACGCCCAUGCACGUGGCGUGCGCCUGUGACAGCCCCGACGUGGUCCUGCUGCUGCUCGUGGCCGGGGCCAGUGUGCUUCUGCAGGACGGCAGCGGGAACCUCCCCCUGGAUUACGCCCUCGAGGGGACUGAGUCCAGCUCCAUCCUGCUGACCUAUCUGGAGGAACAAGGAGUGGACCUGGCUUCUCUGCGUCAGAUGAAGCUUCAGAGACCCACGAGGAUGCUCGCAGACGUCACCCACCUCUUAGCAAGUGGAGGAGACGUCAAUGAGAAGAAUGAGGAGGGGGUGACGCUGCUGCACAUGGCUUGUGCCAGCGGCUACAGGGAGGUGGUGUGUCUGCUCCUGGACCACGGCGGGGACGUCAACGUCGGUGACAGUCUCUACUGGACCCCCCUACACUUGGCGGCAAAGCACGGCCAGACACACCUGGUGAAGCUGCUUCUGGGGCGUCAGGCCAACCCACACCUUCUGAACUGCCGUGAAGAGAAGGCCUCAGAUAUAGCUGCCACGGAGUUCAUUGAGGAGAUGCUUCUGAAAGCUGAAAUGGCCUGGGAAGAGAACGGGAAAGAGCCUUUCUGUGUCCCUGAGCUGCCACAGGAGGAGACCUAUGAAGAGAUCCUUCCAGAGUGUCCCGCCUUGCCGAGCAGGCU
Molecule: messenger RNA, 1293 nt
Organism: Erinaceus europaeus (western European hedgehog)
Lineage: Eukaryota; Metazoa; Chordata; Mammalia; Eulipotyphla; Erinaceidae
Gene: MYO16
Product: myosin XVI
Exons: 9
Biological process (GO): negative regulation of G1/S transition of mitotic cell cycle; neuron projection morphogenesis; phosphatidylinositol 3-kinase/protein kinase B signal transduction
Cellular component (GO): myosin complex; nucleoplasm; perinuclear region of cytoplasm
Molecular function (GO): actin filament binding; protein phosphatase binding
Source: RefSeq, a predicted model, not a curated record